UUUAAUCUGGGAGAGAGGGAGAGAGGGAGAGAGAGAAUCCUCCAAUCUCUAAUUCCCACCGUCUCUCGAAUUUUGACUGAAAAGUCCAGCUUCUGUGUUUCCGGAUCGAUCUCUAACCGUUCUUCGAUCUCCUUCGAUCUUUCUGGCGCCUCAAAUCGCGCUCUGAAACUUCCCUUGAUGCCAUCCGAUCGGUUUUCGCCUUUUCUGUUUUCCCAGAGAGUGUUUUAGGGCUCUUGAGUUUCAGUUAAUGGGUUUUAGAACCAUGGUUUCUCCGGACAGAGGUCAAGCACCUCAUAUCCCAUCUUUGGCGAGGCAAGGUUCUCUUUAUAAUCUCACCCUCGACGAGCUCCAAAACCAGCUCGGAGAUUUAGGGAAGCCCUUGAACAACAUGAAUUUAGAUGAGCUGUUGAAGAGCGUGAUCGCAGCAGAGGAAAAUCAGCUGUUGCAGGCUUCACAAAUCGGCAGCAGUAACGCGGAUGCUUCUUCAUCCUCGGCUUCUUUAGUUCCUGGGAAUUCGGAUUUCAACCAAUCACUCAAUCAGAAGACUCUAGAUGAGGUGUGGAAAGACAUUGUCCAGAAUGAUCAAGAAAAUGUGGGUGGGGAUGGGCCAGUACAGAGGCAGCCAACCCUUGGAGAAAUGACACUAGAGGAUUUCUUGGUGCGUGCUGGUGCGAUUAAUUUGGGGAAUCAGAAUAUGGCCACAGUUAAUACACAGCCAUUGAUGUCAAUUGAACCGACAAUUGCAACCACGCAGAGGGCGGAUUGGUUGCAUUACCAGAUGGUUCAGCAGCAACAGAUGGCAGUAUUGGGUUUGAGUUUGCCCGUUCCUGCCCCAGUGUUUGGGAAAUCGGGUGUGGAUGUUGGAUAUGGUGAGAACCAACUGGCACUUACUACGACAAUGCCGAUGGUGGGAGCCACCUCAUCAGACUUGCAGGCAGUGGCGGAGAGGAAGAGGAAGUUUCCAGAAGAGAUGUUGGAGAAAAGUAUUGAGAGGAGACAGAAAAGGAUGAUCAAGAAUCGGGAGUCAGCAGCUCGUUCAAGGGCCAGGAAGCAGGCUUAUACCAACCAGUUGGAGACUGAAGUUUCAAAUUUGAGAAAAAAGAAUACGUUGCUCAAGAAACAAACGGAGUUCAAUACGCUUUUACCUUCGAAUCAAACUCAAGAGCCAACAUACCAACUCAGGCGUACUAGCUCUGCACCAUUUUGAAGUGUGUCAGUAGAAUCCAUACAUUUUGAUUAUGCGGGCACAUUGGUUUUUAUGAGAGGCUUUUUGUACAUGAUUUUUGAGCUGAAAGGUUGGGUUGAGCACCAUUCUAUGAUAAAGAGGAAGGUACCUAUUCCGAGAACUCCAUGCUGUGGUUUUCACAAAAGGAAAAAAAAGAAAGAAAAAAGAAAAAAGAAAAAAAGAAAGAAAUUCUUUUCUUUAGUUGUAUAUAGAUUUUUUCUCAUUUCUUGGUUAUGCUGAAAAGAAGUAUUACCAAACUAUUGAAGCUUGUGAAUAUUUGU
Messenger RNA from Magnolia sinica, 1506 nucleotides. RefSeq names its product ABSCISIC ACID-INSENSITIVE 5-like protein 3. Gene Ontology annotation, molecular function: DNA-binding transcription factor activity. Lineage: Eukaryota; Viridiplantae; Streptophyta; Magnoliopsida; Magnoliales; Magnoliaceae. Gene Ontology annotation, cellular component: nucleus. The coding region runs from base 248 to 1207 and encodes 319 amino acids. Gene Ontology annotation, biological process: positive regulation of DNA-templated transcription. The record is from RefSeq and is a predicted model, not a curated record. The transcript is spliced from 4 exons.